AUGGAUUCCCUAGUGGAUGGGAACCACACCACAGUGACAGAGUUCAUUUUAUUGGGCUUAACUCAUGAUCCAGUCCUUCGAGUCAUCCUCUUCAUCAUCAUCCUGGGCAUCUACCUGGUGACUGUAUCUGGAAAUCUCUGCACAAUUCUUCUCAUCAGAGUCUCCACUCAGCUCCACCAUCCCAUGUACUUUUUCCUCAGCCAUUUAGCUUUUGCUGACUUAGGCUACUCUUCUUCUGUCACACCCAAUAUGCUGGUUAACUUUUUGGUAGAGAAAAAUUCAAUCUCCUAUCUUGGAUGUGCCAUCCAGCUUGGUUCAGUUGUUUUCUUUGGAUCAUCUGAGUGCUUCCUUCUGGCUGCCAUGGCCUAUGAUCGCUUCAUGGCCAUCUGCAACCCACUACUGUAUUCAACCAAAAUGUCUACACAAGUCUGUGUCCUGUUAGUAUUAGUUGCUUAUAUAGGUGGUUUUCUCAACACUUGCUCUUUUAACUUAUGCUUCUAUUGUUUAUUUUUCUGUGGACCAAAUGGGAUCAAUCACUUUUUCUGUGAUUUUGCUCCUUUAGUUGAGCUCUCCUGUAAUGAUAUUAGUGUUUCUGCUAUUGUUCCCUCAUUUACCGCUGGAUCCAUCAUUGUGGUCACAGUGAUUGUCCUAGCCGUCUCCUACAUCUACAUCCUCAUCACCAUCCUGAAGAUGCACUCCACUGAGGGCCGCCACAAGGCCUUCUCCACCUGCACCUCCCACCUCACUGCAGUCACUCUAUUCUAUGGAACCAUUACAUUCAUCUAUGUGAUGCCCAAAUCCAGUUACUCCACUGACCAGAAUAAGGUGAUAUCUGUGUUCUACAUGGUGGUGAUCCCCAUGUUGAACCCCCUCAUCUACAGUCUCAGGAAUAAUGAGAUCAAGGGGGCUCUGAAGAGAGAGCUUGGGAGGAAAGUGUUUUCUUAG
Molecule: messenger RNA, 945 nt
Organism: Dipodomys spectabilis (banner-tailed kangaroo rat)
Lineage: Eukaryota; Metazoa; Chordata; Mammalia; Rodentia; Heteromyidae
Product: olfactory receptor 478
Exons: 1
Coding region: 1-945 (314 amino acids)
Biological process (GO): G protein-coupled receptor signaling pathway; sensory perception of smell
Cellular component (GO): membrane
Molecular function (GO): G protein-coupled receptor activity; olfactory receptor activity; odorant binding
Source: RefSeq, a predicted model, not a curated record